This is a messenger RNA of Pelecanus crispus (Dalmatian pelican), 2269 nucleotides long. Its product is annotated as zinc finger protein 366. NCBI's taxonomy places the organism in Eukaryota, Metazoa, Chordata, Aves, Pelecaniformes, Pelecanidae. The record is from RefSeq and is a predicted model, not a curated record.
GGAAGACAGAAAAAAUCAAAUAUGAUGAAGAAUGAAGAAAUGAGUUUUAAUGUGGACAGUACCCGAGCCUCUCCCUUCUCCCGCUGCCUGCAGCCACUGAGCCCUGUUACAAAGCCACACAGAACAACUCCAUUUGGUGAAGAAUUCAGACCACACCUCUCACAUUUCCACUAUGGCCCUCCUCCUCUUGGAGACAUGGAAACAUUCCAUGGGUCCUUGGAAGGAGGGUCUCGGAAACGCAAGAGCAUGCCAACAAAAAUGCCUCCUUCUAUCGCUCUCGAUGGUUCAUCAUCACCACCAGACAGACCUGAAGAUCACAAUGACAUAGGUUCUUCCAGUCUCCCCUUGGUGUUCCAACAGCCAGCACCGCCCAAGUACAGUUCCCAGAUGAUUGACCUCUGCAACUUUGGUUUUCAGUUCUACAGAACUCUGGAGCACUUUGGAACCAAGCCCAUUAAGCAAGAACCAGUGAAGCCUAACAUGGCAUGGCCCAGCAGCCCAGCAUUCAUGCAGGCUCCUUACCCAUAUUAUCCUAAAGUCCACCCUGGCUUAAUGUUUCCUUUUAUUGUGCCACCAAACUUUCAUUUCCGGAACACCUUUCAAAUGAAAAGACCUCCAGAGGCACCCUUCAGGAGGGCUGAAGUAAGAGAAAGUGGCGAAAAUAAACAGAAAGUGGAAAGAGUAGAUGUCAACCUUCAGAUCGAUGACAGUUACUAUGUUGAUGUGGGGGGUGAACAGAAACGCUGGCAAUGUCCCAUGUGUGAGAAGUCCUAUACAUCCAAGUACAAUUUGGUCACCCAUAUCUUGGGGCACAGUGGCAUUAAGCCACAUGCUUGCACCCGAUGUGGCAAGCUUUUCAAGCAGCUGAGCCACUUGCACACGCAUAUGUUGACACACCAGGGCACUCGGCCACAUAAGUGCCAGGUGUGUCACAAGGCUUUCACUCAAACCAGUCACCUUAAGAGACACAUGAUGCAACACAGUGACAUCAAGCCUUACAACUGCAGGAUCUGUGGCAGAGGAUUUGCCUACCCCAGCGAGCUGAAAGCACAUGAGUCUAAGCACGAGAGUGGCCGAGAGAACAUCUGUGUGGAGUGUGGUCUGGACUUCCCAACUCUGGCCCAGCUGAAGAGACACUUAACAACCCACCGUGGCCCUAUACAGUACAAUUGCACUGAAUGUGAUAAGACCUUCCAGUACCCUAGUCAGCUGCAAAACCACAUGAUGAAGCACAAAGACAUCCGCCCAUACAUCUGCACUGAAUGUGGCAUGGAGUUUGUGCAGCCCCACCAUCUCAAACAACACUCCCUAACUCACAAGGGUGUGAAAGAGCACAAAUGUGGAAUUUGUGGCCGGGAAUUUACUUUGCUGGCCAACAUGAAACGACAUGUCCUGAUCCACACCAAUAUCAGAGCCUAUCAGUGCCAUUUGUGCUUCAAGAGCUUUGUGCAAAAGCAGACUCUCAAGGCCCACAUGAUUGUUCACUCUGAUGUCAAACCCUUUAAAUGCAAGCUAUGUGGAAAGGAAUUUAACAGAAUGCACAAUUUAAUGGGACACAUGCACUUGCACUCGGACAGUAAGCCUUUCAAGUGCCUCUACUGCCCCAGCAAAUUCACCUUGAAGGGGAACCUAACCAGGCACAUGAAAGUCAAACAUGGGGUCAUGGAAAGAGGCUUUCAUUCUCAAGGUUUUGGAAGAGGAAGAAUUACUCUGUCCCAGACAAAUGUCUUGAGAAGCUUGGAACAGGAAGAGCCCUUUGAUCUUUCCCAGAAAAGCCAAGGGAAGGGAAUCUCAUUUCAUUCGGAUGGCGAGAGUGCCAAGGGAAGCUCAUGCCAGGAAGAAGACGACGACAACUGCUAUGAGGCAGAGCGGUACAGCCCUGCCAUGUACCACCAUGAAGACAACAAGCUGUACAUGGCUCAAGAUCUGUCUGGCAAACCUGAGUGCAUGAUGAAGGCCUUCGGAGAGUCCUACUGCAAUGAGAAGGAAGAAGUGCUAAGUGAGGGAGGACUGGAGAAGAGAAUAGGAAAUUCAGACAAACAGGAGAGCCAAGGAGAGAGAGACCUUGCAAACAACAAAGAGCACCUCAGCUUUAGAUCCUUUGAAAAGGCCAGACUUGGCCACUCUCUCUCUGAUUACUUGUAUUUCAAGCACAGGAACAAGAGUUUGAAAGAAUUGCUGGAAAGAAAAAUGGAAAAACAAACAAUGCUUAUAGGCAUUUAAAAUGGACAUUUUAAAACAGCUGGAAAAUGGGAACCAGAUAGCUUUU